AGAGAGAGAGAGUAGAGAUCAGGCAUAUGUUUUCUUCCAAGCAUGUUUGCUACUGUGAGAAAGGAAGAGAGAGAGAGACCUUACAUCUGAAAAUGAAAAAUUAAUUAGGGUUUAAACGGUUCAAACAGAUAGCUAUUGAUCCUUGUUCUGAUUCCUAAAUUUAGGGUUAGGGUAAUUGGCUGCUUCACGGGUUUCAUUUCUUCUGCUUCUUGUUCAGUUUGGCUAUGAAAAAUUUCCUCUGUUUAGUGUCAUAGAGUGCAGAUUAAUUUCUUAUUUUAUGUGAUUAUGCUUUGAAUCUUUCCAUUGAGAGAGGUAUAUUGGAGAAAGAUUCAUCGUUUUAUACGUGUAGAGCAAUUUAUUUGGUGUAUGAGAGAGAGGGUUUCGUUUUUGAUGGAUGAGAUCUGGGAGCGGGCAGUGGAGACAGCUUUAGACGGCCAAACGGACCACGCUGCGGCUCGAACCCUAACCCUAGACGGUGCGGUGAAGUGCGUGCAGGGUCGGCUUCCUCCACCGACCCUUUUGGAGAAGUUCGAGAACCUCCAGCAACUCUCCAUCGCCAAUAUUGGAGUCUCGUCACUUGAGCAGUUCCCUCGGCUUAGGAACCUUCAGAAGCUUAUACUCUCUGAUAAUCGAAUAGCUGGCGGGCUUGAGUUCCUCGUUGAGGCUGGCCUGGACUCGCUUCGGGACCUUGAUUUGUCCAACAAUCGCAUCCAAUAUAUCGAGGAUCUUGCCCCACUGGCUCAGUUAAAGCUCAUUUCUCUUGAUCUUUAUGAGUGUCCGGUCACCAGAGUGAAGGAUUAUCGAUCUAGGGUUUUUGGAUUGAUCAAAUCGUUGAAGUAUUUGGAUAAAAUGGAUGCAGAGGAGAAUGAGAGACCUGAAUCUGAUGAGGAGGAGGAUGAAGAAGAGGAUGACGAGGACGACCCUGGGAGUGGCGAGAUUGAUGGAGAGGAAAGGCCUUAUAGAUUGAAUAAUGGGCAUAGUGAAGGGGUUGAAGGGAUUGUUGAUGUCGAUGAGGAUGAAGAAAGUGAUGCAGAUGAGGAGGAGACGGAGACUGCAAGGCGGAUUAAUGGGCCAAACCAGAAUGGGUUUAGAGUAGCAGCUGUGGAGGGAAGAGAUGGCGGAGAAGAUGAUGAUGAGGUCGAUGAGGAGGAGGAAAAUGAAUCUGGGGAGGAAAUUGAUUAUGAGGAAGGCGAUGAUGAUGAUGUGGUGGAGGUGCACGGGGUUGAGGAUAGUGGUGAUGAGGAGGAUGGGAUUGAAGAUGAGGACGACGAUGAUGAUGAAGAUGAUGAUGAUGAGGAGGAGGAGGAGGAGGAAGAGGAGGUGGACAAUGAUGAGGUGGAUUUUGCAAAGCCAGAGAGCACAGGAAGGGUAGCAAGCACAGAAGGGGAGAUUGAUGGCCAUGAGCAAGGAGAGGAUGAUGGAGAAGAGGAUGAUAAUGGGGAGACUGGAGAAGAAGAACAGGGUGUGGAUGAUGGUGGAGAGUUUGAAGAAGAAGAGGAUGAAGAAGAUUCUGGUGCAGGAUAUUUGGUUCAGCCAGUGGGGCAGGCUGUAGUGCAUGAUGCUGGAGGUAGUAGUGACAUGGAGCUAGCAAAUGAAGAAGAUGAUCAUGAAGGGGAGGAAGAAGUUGAAGAUGAUGAAGUCCAGGCGGUGUCAUCAUCAUCUCACCUUAAGAGGAAGAAAGAUGAGGAUUUGGAUUUGGACGAGGAUGAUGGUGAGGAUGAUGAGGAAGACGACGAUGUUGUGGAGUAUAGCAGGUCAUCGAAAAAGCAGCGUUAGUUGUUAUCAAUCUGACGAGUCAAAAAAAAAAAAUGUUUUGUUAAAUGCCUUGAAGCUUGGAAAGUCAUCGAAAAAGCAGAGCAGCGUUGGCUGUUAUCAAUCUGACGAGUCAAAAAAAAAUGUUUUGUUAAAUGCCUUGAAGCUUGGAAAUAGAGAAACUUAUUAGAUAGAUUGUUUGGGUAGAAUGGUAGUAGUGAUUUUGGGCAACGUUCGAUGGUGAAAUGAUGAGGCAAAAGGAAUUGUAUGUGUUGGGUGGAAUCAUAUGUUAAUUCAAAAGGUUGUUAGUA
Messenger RNA from Hevea brasiliensis (rubber tree), 2063 nucleotides. Its product is annotated as acidic leucine-rich nuclear phosphoprotein 32-related protein. Lineage: Eukaryota; Viridiplantae; Streptophyta; Magnoliopsida; Malpighiales; Euphorbiaceae. The record is from RefSeq and is a predicted model, not a curated record. The transcript is spliced from 2 exons. Gene Ontology annotation, cellular component: nucleus. The coding region runs from base 367 to 1776 and encodes 469 amino acids. Gene Ontology annotation, molecular function: histone binding.